This is a messenger RNA of Daphnia pulicaria, 2266 nucleotides long. RefSeq names its product probable helicase senataxin. Gene Ontology annotation, biological process: termination of RNA polymerase II transcription. The record is from RefSeq and is a predicted model, not a curated record. Gene Ontology annotation, molecular function: helicase activity; transcription termination site sequence-specific DNA binding. The coding region runs from base 462 to 1274 and encodes 270 amino acids. The transcript is spliced from 4 exons. Gene Ontology annotation, cellular component: nuclear body. NCBI's taxonomy places the organism in Eukaryota, Metazoa, Arthropoda, Branchiopoda, Diplostraca, Daphniidae.
AAUCCCGUGUGAUUGUAGAAUUGAUCUCACGCAUGAUAUCUUUGUAUCACGAAAAAACAGACAGACGACCACGGCAGACCACGACAGACAUUCCACGCAUACUAGUCUGUGCCCCAUCAAACAACGCAAUAGACGAGAUAGCGAAUCGUCUUCUAAUUGCACGUGAUUCGAAAAUAGGAUAUGACGUAAUACGGAUCGGUGUUAAAGCGUCUAUGCAUCCAGACGUUCAGAAGAUUUCUCUUGACAAACUUUCGGAAAAUAAACAACGUGCUGAUGCUGCUACACGAAUUUCCCCAGAAAGUGGCAAACUUCAGACUUUGUCUGAAAAAUUGAAAAGUCUUCGACAAGAAAUGGAUAAUUUAAUAACUUUACUUCGUACUCCUUCCAAGAUUUUUAUUGUUUUAUUUUCAUUUAUUGAGGCUAGUCUAGUUUAAUAAUGUUUUUCAUCAUUUUUUGUAUAGAUGGGACUUUUGGAUGAAGCCGAGAAGGAAAUGCAUGGUAGUAGGUUAGAGGAAAUGAAUGAUCAAAUUGAAGUAGUGCAAAGGUCUUACAAUGAAAGCAUAUUCCAAUAUUUCAAUUCCAAGAAAGAGCGUCUUGGAAUUAGAAGACAUUUGCUUUCUCACGCUCAAAUUAUAUGCUCUACUUUAAACUCCUGUCGGAGUAGAGAAAUGGAGGAGCUUUUUUUGGAGCACCAAGGAAGUUCUCCAUUCCUCUGUUGCAUUCUUGAUGAAGCGUCCCAAUGCACCGAGCCGGAGGCCAUAACGCCACUUGCUUUUGGCAUAACUAAGCUAAUCUUGAUUGGGGAUACAAAGCAAUUGCCAGCAACUGUUCUUUCUAAGGUUGCCCAAAAGAAAGGAUUUGCACAGUCUCUUUUCAAUCGCUUCUGUUCAACUAGAGAUUUACGUGAUGAAAAUAAGGAUGGUGUCAUUAUGUUGACGACGCAGUACCGAAUGGCUUCAUCCAUAUGCGAGUGGCCUUCGAGGUAUUUCUACGCUGGAAAAUUAGAAACUGAUGAGCAUCUUAUAAGGAACGGACCCUGUCACGAGUAUAGAGUGCUAAACGUUGUUGAUGGGCAAGAACUUCCUGAGGAACAAAGCUUUAUGAACCAGCAAGAGGCCGCUGUGGUGGCCAGAAUUGUGAGGUUGUUCGUGGUCUCUCGUUUGACCCGUUGGAAAUCUAUUGGCGUUAUCACUUUCUAUAAAAGUCAGAAAUUAUGCAUCAUAGAUCAACUAAAAAAGUGGGCAUCAAAUCAAAUUGCACCGCAUCAACAGUAGAUGUGAACACCGUCGACAGUUUCCAAGGGAGAGAGAAAGAUAUAAUCGUCAUUUCAUGCGUCAGAGCAUCAUCACAGGCAGAAGAAAAUCUCGUCGGAGUAUCGGGUUCAUCACCUCGUUAUCAAGAAUUAACGUAUCCGUAACCCGUGCCAAGGAAACGCAUGGUAAUUUGUGGGCAUUUUCUAACGUUGCAAAGGGAUGGGACCUGGCGGGAUUUGAUCAGCGAUGCUAGUAGUCGAAAUGUUGCCCACGAUGUUAGCAGGCAUUCUUCGUCUGAAGACUUACGUUCUGUACUCAUGCGUGCAGCAGCCAAUGAGUCUACUAUUGUUAAUCAAGUCGUUCAUCAGCAAAUGGUGGCAUCCUUCUCUCGACAGUCUGGGAUGGACUUAAAUUGGUCAUUGAAGUGUUUGAUGGACAGCGGGUGGGUUUACGAUAGUGCCGCCUAUCGUUUCAAUUUGCUCAAAAGAACUUUCAAGAUCCCACUAGCAGCUUUCAUGAAACCUGAGCAACAGCAGCAACAAAUGAUAGCAUCCUUCUCUGAACAGUCUGGGAUGGACUCAAAUUGGUCAUUCAAAUGUUUGGAAGACUGUGGGUGGGAUCAUGACGUCACUCGGCGGAAUAAACUAGACGUCGAUGAUUGAAUUAACAGAAUGUAUUGAGUCGUGUCAAGUAAUGGAGGGGCCUGAGUAGCGGGUGUGCAACUGUGCACUAGGCCUCAGUCGUGUAUCUACUGUGUGUCGAUCAGACAAAGGGUAAACUCAAGGGGAGGAUGGGAGGCUGUCAAGUAGCCGACGGGCAAUAUACAAUGUUGCAAUAUCGCAAGUCAUCACAACGAUCGUGCUGCAUAUGUUUUCAUUGAGUUCAAAGCUGCUGGGAAGAUUCCGCUAGAAGCGUUCGUCAAAUAGCUACUCGGUAUGUCGGUGAUAUUUCUCUUGAAUAUUCUUUUAAUUCUGCACUUUGUAAGUUUAAACAUUCAUUCUUAAUAUUUUAUA